AUGCCGAGAGGAAGAGGAUUGAGUACACAAGAGUCUGAAACCUGGUACAAGCUAAUGGAAAACUGUUAUUUAUGCUAUAAUCCUGGACCAGAAAUAACCGUUGAUGAACAACUGUUGCCUUGUAAAUCAAGAUGUAGAUUUAUGCAGUACAUGGCGAAUAAACCGGAUAAGUUUGGCAUGAAAUUCUUGCUAGCAACUGCUGUAAAAUCCAAAUAUGUUUUAAAUGGGUAUCCUUAUCUGCGCAAGGAUGAAGAACGACCGACUAAUUUACAACUUGGGGAAAGACUAGUUCUCAAAUUACUGCAACCACAUCUAAACUCCGGACUCAACUUUGCUUCUGAGAAACUUGCAGAUGAACUUUCUGCGAAAAAAACCACAGUUGUCGGGACGAUGAGUCUGAAUAAGCGAGAAUCACCACCUAUUGCUCAUGACACUUCUUUGGCACGAUAUUCAUCUUUUGCACUGAAAAAUGGAGACAAAACACUCACAAUAUAUGGGUGCAAGAGCAAAAGGAAUGUCAUGAUUCUGAGCACGAUGCACAGUAACGUGUUUGUUGACGACAGCAUAAAGAAAAAACCGAACACUGUCCCUUACUACAAUAGUACAAAAUGUGGCGUUGAUGUCGCAGAUCAGAUGCUGAGGAAAUAUAGUACAAGUAGUGGAAGUCGCAGAUGGCCUGUAUAUGUUUUUACAACGUCCUUGACAUUGCUGCACUCAAUGCUUGGAUUUUAUUCAAAGAAUCCUUGGGCACCUCUAUUUCCCGUCGAGAAUUUAUUCUUGCACUCGUGGAAGAACUACGAGCUGGUGCACUACGAUGCCCUCCAAUUGCUCAAAUACAGACACUUAAACGAAAGAAUGUGCAUUUCAAAGUUGCAAGGACAAAACAAGACUGUUGUCAGCUGUGAGGGAUGCCAGAAACCAAUUUUGGUAAAUGUGUUGCUGUCACUGUCAAGCGUUCAUAUUGUAUCAUGCGGUAAUGUAUAA
This is a messenger RNA of Stegodyphus dumicola, 984 nucleotides long. Its product is annotated as piggyBac transposable element-derived protein 4-like. NCBI's taxonomy places the organism in Eukaryota, Metazoa, Arthropoda, Arachnida, Araneae, Eresidae. The record is from RefSeq and is a predicted model, not a curated record.